AUGCCCGCUAUCCCACCUUCACGGCUUAUUGCCCUACAGUCCAAUGCGGACAACGUUCGCAAUAUCUGCAUUCUCGCCCACGUUGAUCAUGGCAAAACCUCCCUCACUGACUCCCUCAUUGCCACAAAUGGCAUCAUAUCUCCUAAGAUGGCAGGCAAGGUCCGCUACCUAGACUCGCGACCUGAUGAACAAAUCCGCGGCAUCACAAUGGAGAGCAGUGCUAUCAGUCUGUACUUCAGCAUGAUGCGGAGACAGCAAGGAAAUGCCGAUCCGAAGAAACAAGAAUACCUGAUAAACCUGAUAGACAGUCCUGGUCACAUUGACUUCUCAUCAGAGGUCAGCACCGCCUCACGGCUUUGCGAUGCUGCAAUUGUCCUCAUCGACGCUGUUGAAGGUGUAUGUUCGCAGACAGUCACAGUUUUACGGCAAGUAUGGGUUGAAAAGUUGAAGCCAUUGCUAGUCAUCAAUAAAAUAGACAGGCUAAUUACAGAACUCAAAAUGACCCCCACCGAGGCAUAUUCGCAUCUUGAAAGAGUUCUUGAAGGCGUGAACGCUGUCAUUGGGGGCUUCUUUCAAGGAGAGCGCAUGGAAGAAGAUCUCCAGUGGCGAGAAAACCUUGACCGGAAGAGGAUGGCUCGAGAACAGCAGAAACAAGACGCACUCAGCGACAACGCUUCCGAAGCGGAUUUAGACCAGCAAUAUGAGGAGCGUGAUGAUGAGGAUUUAUAUUUCGCCCCUGAGAAGAACAACGUCAUCUUCGCCAGCGCCAUUGAUGGCUGGGCACUGACCGUGCGGCAAUUCACUGGGAUCUAUGAGAAGAAGCUGGGCAUCAAGCGCUCACUCCUUGAAAAAGUGCUUUGGGGAGACUUCUUUCUAGAUCCCAAAACCAAGAAAGUCCUAGGCCAAAAGCAUCUAAAAGGGCGGAAUCUCAAACCAAUAUUCGUUCAACUUGUGUUGGAUCCCAUAUGGCAAGCAUAUAACGCCACAGUUGGUAUCAGUGGCAGCCAUGGAGAUCCAGUUCUGCUAGAGAAAAUUACAAAGUCUCUCUCCAUUAGUCUCCCAGCCCAUAUUGCUCGAUCAAGAGAUUCCAAGGCUGUCCUGCAAGCUCUCUUCUCUUCAUGGCUACCCCUGUCAACUGCCCUCUUGGUCUCUGUCAUCGAAUAUCUUCCAAGUCCACCCCUCGCUCAAGCCACUCGCUUGCCAGAGAUGAUUGAGGAUUUAGUCGGUUCGAAGAGAGUCGAUCAAGCUCUCAAAGAUUCCAUGAUCAAUUUCAAGGCGGACGCGUCUGCACCAGUUGUGGCAUACGUCAGCAAAAUGGUAGCUAUUCCAGAGAGCGAGCUCCCAUCAAAACGGCGGAAGCUGGGCACAACUCUGACGGCUGAUGAAGCACGAGAAUUGGCUCGUAAGAAACGAGCAGAAAUUGCCAAGGCUCAGGUGGAAGCUGAAGGCGGAACAGACGUCGGACACAUCACAAAUGGUUUGAACGUGACGAGAAUAGGAGAAGAAGAAGAUGAAAGUAUGAUACCAGAGCAGCCUGAGGAUCCCGAACACUUGAUAGGAUUUGCUAGGUUGUAUUCUGGAACUCUGUCUGUGGGCGACGAGGUGUACGUCCUACCGCCUAAAUUCAACCCUGCAUUUCCACAUGCAUCUCCUGAGCCAAGGAAGGUGCCGAUCACCGCCCUGUAUCUCCUAAUGGGCCGCAGUCUAGAGCCCUUGGAGAAAGUACCCGCUGGAGUAGUCUUUGGGAUCGAGGGAUUGGAAGGGCACGUUCUCAAGACUGGCACCCUUUGCUCUCAACUAGAAGGAAGUAUCAAUUUGGCAGGAAUCUCAACGUUCAGUCAACCUAUUGUUCGAGUUGCGCUUGAGCCCACCAAUCCGAUGGAUCUGAAUAAGAUGAUCAAUGGGUUGAAAUUGCUUGAGCGGAGCGAUCCGUGCGCCAUUUAUGAACAGAUGGAAAGUGGCGAACACGUUAUCCUCACUGCUGGUGAGCUUCACCUCGAAAGAUGCCUCAAAGAUCUCCGAGAACGCUUUGCCAAAUGUGACAUCCAACCGGGCAAGCCCAUCGUGCCGUACCGAGAAACAAUAGUCAGUGCAGAGGAGAUGGAACCACCUAAGCAUAAAGACCUACCCAGGGGGACAGCGGUUGCCAUCACAGCAUCAAAAAUGGUGUCUGUUCGAGUCCGCGUUCGGCCAUUACCGGCGAAUGUAACAGAGUUUCUCAUCAAAAAUGGUGCAUCAAUCCGUCGAUUAUACGCGGAGAAGCAAGCUCAGGAAGAUGGGAGCAAAAAUGCCGAUGAUGGCGAUGUAGGGGAUGGGGCUGGGGACCUAGCAAUCGGCACGGGUAAUGAGCGAAGCCAUCUUUCGCUGCAAGAAUUCCGACAACUGCUGCAGGCGGCAUUCGACGAGGUGGAAGAGGAGAAGGAACUCUGGCAAAACGUCAUCUCGAGGAUUUGUGCCUUUGGCCCCAAGCGCGUUGGGCCGAACAUCUUCAUCGACUCCACCGGGACAGAUACAUGCAAACGGUUUCUGCUGGAACAGCACGAGACCCAUGACGACCAUGGCACGUCCAGCGUUGAGACCAAUGGUCUGGACUCUAUUGCAACACCAGAUUUCUCCGAUACCAUUGCAUACGCUUUCCAACUGGCGACCUCCCAGGGACCAUUGUGCCGUGAGCCAACCCAAGGCAUCGCUGUCUUCCUGGAGGAGAUCACACACCACCAAUCAGAAAACGGCGAAACAGGCAAUGGAGACCCUUCAACAACAACAACGGUCGAGCCUGGCCGCCUGACGGGCGAGCUUAUCACGUCGGUACGGGAGACGAUCCGCUCUGCAUUCCUCGAUUGGUCCCCUCGCAUCCUCCUAGCCAUGUACAGCUGCACAAUUCAAGCAACCCCAGAAGUGCUAGGGCGGGUAUACUCCGUUUUAACACGGCGACGCGGGUCAAUCCUCUCCGAAUCACUCCUCGAGGGAACCCCCUACUUCACAAUCGAAGCGACCUUACCGGUGGCCGAGUCAUUUGGGUUCAGCGAGGAGAUCCGCAAGCGCACGUCCGGGCUCGCGCAGCCGAUGCUUCAGUUCGUAGGCUUCCAGAUGCUCGACGAUGUCGACCCCUUUUGGGUGCCCAGGAGCGAAGAGGAACUCGAGGACCUGGGCGUUCACGGCGAGAGGGAGAAUGUCGCUAAGAAAUAUGUUGAUUUGGUCAGGGCUAGGAAGGGUCUACUCGUUAGAGGCGCCAGGGGCGGUAGGGAUGCGGAGAAGCAGAAGACGUUGAAGUCAAACUAA
Exophiala aquamarina CBS 119918 is the source of this 3282-nucleotide messenger RNA. RefSeq names its product elongation factor 2. Bases 1 to 3282 code for a protein of 1093 amino acids. NCBI's taxonomy places the organism in Eukaryota, Fungi, Ascomycota, Eurotiomycetes, Chaetothyriales, Herpotrichiellaceae. Gene Ontology annotation, cellular component: ribonucleoprotein complex; cytosol. The record is from RefSeq and is a predicted model, not a curated record. Gene Ontology annotation, molecular function: GTPase activity; ribosome binding; GTP binding. The transcript has a single exon. Gene Ontology annotation, biological process: cytosolic ribosome assembly.